This is a messenger RNA of Engraulis encrasicolus (European anchovy), 2446 nucleotides long. It is a transcript of the gene stx19, whose product is annotated as syntaxin 19. Gene Ontology annotation, biological process: synaptic vesicle fusion to presynaptic active zone membrane; intracellular protein transport; exocytosis. The record is from RefSeq and is a predicted model, not a curated record. Gene Ontology annotation, molecular function: SNARE binding; SNAP receptor activity. Gene Ontology annotation, cellular component: plasma membrane; synaptic vesicle; SNARE complex. NCBI's taxonomy places the organism in Eukaryota, Metazoa, Chordata, Actinopteri, Clupeiformes, Engraulidae. The coding region runs from base 303 to 1202 and encodes 299 amino acids. The transcript is spliced from 2 exons.
UAUUUCUCUCUGAGCACACGUUGGCCAUAGCUAAGUCUUUUCACAGUUGGUGCGCAGUGCUAUGUACAAAGAAUACCUACCUGAUGGGGAAUAUUUGACUGGAGGACCUUAAUUUUCUCAGAAGGUGUUGGGGAGUUCCAAGGGAGUCAUACACACACACACACACACACUUCAUGGCUAAGCUGAGCUACAGGCAUUACUGCUGGUCCACCUGCAAUGGAAUAAGGCACAGAACUGGAGUCACUGGAUAGUGGAGUUGGCCACAAUCUCAGUGAAGACCAAGUGCAGUUAUCCGUGGUGCCAUGAGGGACCGCAUAGAGGAGCUGCGGCAGAGAGCCAAAGAGUCCAGCGACGACUUGCAUCCCUCCAACCCUUUCGGCGACGACUAUGAUGAAGACGACCAGUUUCCUACAAGGCCCGAGGCUGUCAUCUUCGAAGAGGAGCCGGUGCUGGAGAACUACCUGAUCGAAGCUCAGCGCAUUCGCGAAAGCAUCAACGAGCUCGAGGCGGAGGUGAAGAAGUUCAGCCAGCAGCAGCGAAACCUGGUGGCCACCAUGAGGCGUUUCAGCGUCAUGAAGAAGGAGAGCAGCAUCACGCGGGACAUCAAGCUCCAGGCCGAGAGCCUCCACAAGAAGCUGGACAUGCUGUCCAAGCAGAGCAAGAGUGUGGAGGUUCACCUGGGCCCCAACACAGCCAUCGUGCGCAUUCAGAAAUCCCAGCACGCCACGCUGUUCUUGCAUUUCCAAAGAGUGAUGCGCCUAUACAAUGACUCUCUGCACAGCAAGCAGGACAAGUGCAAGCAGUUCAUCAGGCGGCAGCUGGAGGUGUCCGGUCGAGCGGUGACCGAGGCCGAGGUGGACGACAUGGUGGAGCAGGGGAAGUGGCAGGUGUUCAACGAGAACGUCUUGCUGGACUCCAAGAUCACUCGCCAGCAGUUGUCGGAGAUAGAGCAGCGGCACAAGGAGCUGUUGAACCUGGAGAGCAACAUGAAGGACCUCAGAGACCUCUUUCUGGACAUCUUCUUGCUGGUGGAGGAGCAAGGCGAAUACAUUGAGCGGAUACAGACAAACGUGGAGAGGACACAGGAUUACGUGCAGGUCACAAAUGAGAAAUUCAAAAUGGCUGCCAGGUAUAAAAAGAAGAAUCCUUUAAGGAGACUACUGUGCUGUUGCUGUCCUUGGAACUGGACGUGCUGCUGCUGACAACAGCUUGUGGAUGUUUUGUCGAAAGUGAAAUUUCAGGCACAAUGCACUUUAACGCACAAUUGCACAAGUUCAAACACACACAACAAAGACACUUUGUAUAUGCUGUCCCUUUGAAAAAGAUAUUGACUAAAAUAUCCCAGUGAUCAAAGACAGUGAUUUAGGUAAUGAACUAAAUGAAUAGGCAAUAUUAAGAAAUAAAUUAACAAUUUCUUCAGCAAACAUGCAUGUUAAUACUGUACCUUUGGCAAAGAGGCGAUGUUUUCCUGAUGAAGGAAUAGCCCCUCCAUUGACUUUAUUAAGAUCUAUAAUAGUUCCCACAAAAUGCUCAAUGCUUAAUCUGAACGGCCAAGCACAGGUAUGAAUAUCUAAGCAAAGGUCUGUACUAUUUGUGUACAGUAGCAGCAUAUAGGAACAUUUAGUAGGAUACACAUAUGUGAAUCAUGAACCUAUAAAUGCUGGUAAAAUGGCCUCAUGGCCGGACUGGAUGGCAAGUUAACAUUCUCUUAUUUGCCACAAUAGUCUACUGACACAUUUUCAAAAAUCAGGUCAAUACGCUGAUAACUCACUGUCACUUAACACUUGGCAGUGAACAUUAAAUCCUGACAAUGGGGAGUGUUGAGAAAAUGACCCAAACGCUGUGUAUUGCAUUGUACUGUAUAUGACUGCCAGGACCUGUGAUGAAAUUCAACCUGUGACAUUUCUAAUCAUAGACAGUAUUUAUCCGAUAUUUCAUAUUAUAUUGCUUAGCUUAUUGAAAGUUUCGCUGAACUAAAAGCAAUGAGAGCCAUGAGAAUGGAUUUUCAUACAAUGGCCAAGAAAUCUGAUAAUGAGCCAGUCACGCACACAUAUCAAAUAUCAGGUCACACAGUGAAGUAGUUGGACCCUCCCAUCUUGCACACACACCUGGAGAGAAGUGAAGAGGAGGAGGGCCACAGGCGCCGCACAGGGAUAACAUUACCAAGUUUACCAAACUGAGUCAACAACAGCACGAUGACUAAAGGGUGCACAGGGAACAAUGUGGUCACUCCCUUUGACGGGUCUCAGAGGAGGAAAAGAAUUCCAAUCUUUACAGUAAAAGGCUGAAUGAGCAAUGUGUCAAACUUCAUCAUUUUGUCGUAUGUGUACAUGCAGUAGGCCUACAUACACCAUCUAAAAGCGUCUUGUAAAAAUAUGGCUUGAUCGCAGCUAAACUCAGCUGUAAAAUGAGGAUAUAACAAUUACCUUAUCUCUGGCUUCCAUAA